Molecule: messenger RNA, 3626 nt
Organism: Pimephales promelas (fathead minnow)
Lineage: Eukaryota; Metazoa; Chordata; Actinopteri; Cypriniformes; Leuciscidae
Source: RefSeq, a predicted model, not a curated record
GCAUUGUGAAUGUGCGUGCGGCAGCAGUGGAGCCGGAAGGGGGAGCUGCGAUUCCGUCCCCGCCUUCACGCUACAGGACAGCCCGGGGUCUCGCGCUGUCACAGCAGGCCUACUUCCGCCCGCACUAUCGCAAACAUCAUUAUUAAAAAAAAUAACAUUUACAGCCUUCCAAGCCGUCCAAGCAGCGCGUUUGUGUAUUUUUCAAUACGGUAGGACAUAUUUGCAUUCGGCCGCAGCGGGGUUUUAACCGUUUCAUUUAUGUGUGUAGCAGAAUAAGCACACGUCACGACAUAAAUCGCACUUAAAUAAAGACAAAUGUGUUUGAGUGCAAAAAUAACGAGAUAUAGCGAAGCAAACGGACCUCACAUGUGCACGGUCAGAUUUAGUUGAGCUUUAGUGGGGUUUUUGUUUUUUGAACGGCGUGUUUUGGCGGAAAUUGCUUUGGCUUUUAUUUAAGGUAGCAUGGGAGGAUUAGCACGCGAGCUCACGCUAGCCAUUCAACUGCGCGCGCGUUGCCGCAUUUACAAUGGGAAUAACAGCUAAUGUCACAUAGCAGCAUUUCAUAAAUAUAUUUUGAUGCCGUAAUCCAAGUUCUUUCACAUUUUUUGUAGUUUCGAAGUUUCAUUUGACAAAGGGUAGCGAGUUAGCAUCGAUGCUAGCAUAUUUUCUAGGCAAAAGCACUGACUGAAUGGUCCAGAAUGCGAUUGACCAUAAACAGAGCUAGUUUACAGUCACAUCUUAAUUAUCCUCAUGUCUCCGGAUUCAAAAAGGCUCCUGUGCAGGGUGGAUUGACCUGUCAUGAAUGAGCCCAUUGAAGGCGGUGCGAUCUCGUUCGACGAGUAUGUGCGGCAAAAGGCACGCACUAUACCUCAGCACCGCAUGAAAGAGUUUCUGGAGUCGCUGGCCUCCAAAGGCCCAGAGGUGCUGCAGGAGUUCAGUCAGCAGACCACCGGCACCACCACCACUAUGGUGUACCAGCAGGGUGCCAACUGCAUCUACACUGACAGCACAGAGGUGGCAGGGUCAUUGUUGGAGCUGGCAUGUCCGGUGCAGGUGACGUCUACACAGAUCUCCCCCCAGCUGGCUGCAGCUGUGCAUCAAGCAUCUGAACAGCAGAUCCAAGUACAGGUGCAGAUCCAGGGUGAGCAGGGUCAGGUGCUUCAGGUGGCGUCUCCCACCCAUCAGCAGCUACAAGGAAUUACCACAACACAGCUGGUACAACAGGGAGAACUUACAGAGGAACAACACCAACAGAUCCAGGCCCAGCUAGUGGCAGCGGUUGCCGGAGGCCAGCAGAUUCAAAUUCAGACUGUGGAGGCUCUGUCCCCGCCUCAGCAGCAGGGCUCCCCCAGGGAGGUGGAUAGACGAUCUGGAGCCUCACCUGCUGUCCUCCAGCCUGCGAAGAAACGCAAGGUGGACGUUCCGACAGUCGUGUCCUACUCGCUUCCUCAAGGGCAGCAGCUGGCUACUGUACUGGCCAUCCCACAGGGCCAACAGCAGGGCUACUUGUCACUUCGACCAGAUCUGCUGACCGUUGACAGCACUCAUCUCUACAGUACCACCGGUACCAUCACAGGCCCAGCCGGUGAGACCUGGACCAUACCCGUGUACUCGAGUCCACAGCAGCAAGGCGUGGCCCACAUUGCCAUACCUCAGGAGGCCUACAGCACCGUGCAGGUACAGGCCUCGCAUACUGAUAAAGACAAAGACAAGAUGAUAAUUGGUGCGUCUCAGGCUGGCGGAGCAGUGGCCGUUCCAGUGUCUGGCUCGGGAUUGACCACUCAGGAGGAAGUUGUACAUUCGCUGUUCCCAGCGCAGUUUAUGAAUGGAAACAUUCACAUCCCUGUAGCAGUGCAGACUGUAGGGGGCACUUACUCUGGGACAACGCAGGCCCUUCAUAUAUGGGAUCCGCAGCAACAGCAUCAGCACAUACAGGAUGGGGAGGCUCAGGAACAACAGCUCCACCUACAGGCACAGUCAGAGUCGGAGCCACAAGUGGAACCUCCUCCUGAGCUGAUCCUCCCCAACACGCUGAAGCCUGAGGAAGGACUGGAGGUGUGGAGGCUUUGGGUUCAGCGCAAAAAUGCUGAACUAGACAAGAAUGAACAAAAUAAGCUGGCACCUAUUGGACGUCGACAGCCACUGCGCUUCCAGGAUGAUCUUGUCUCAAGUUCAGUGGGCGAGUUGAACUUGGCUCUGUCUCUGAUGACCCAAGAGUCUCGUGGGCUGGAGGGGGAGCCGUUUGAGCCCGAUUCACUAUACUAUGUAUUUUUAUGUAUACAGAAAUACAUGUUUGAGAAUGGUAGGGUAGACGACAUCUUCUCUGAUCAGUACUACAGCCGGUUUUGUCAGUGUUUACACAAAAUUCUCGAGGAGUGGAGGCCUAGUGUUCACCCUCUUGGCUAUAUUAUCCCAAGUCAUGUGACAGAGGAGAUGCUAUGGGAGUGUAAGCAGCUGGGAGCUCAUUCUCCAUCCACUCUCCUUACUACACUGAUGUACUUCAACACCAAGUACUUCCACUUGACCACAGUUGAGCAGCAUCUGAAAGUGGCCUUCUCCAAAGUGCUCAGACACACCAAGAAGAACCCCACCAACCCUAAAGACAAGAGCACCAGCAUCCGCUACCUGAAAGGAGUCGGUCCCCAUCAUGUUGGACAGAAAGUGACAGAUGACAUGUACGCAGAACAGGCUGAGGACCCAGAGAACCCGCUGCGUUGUCCUAUCAAGCUCUAUGACUUUUACCUCUUUAAAUGCCCUCAGACUGCCAAGGGCCGUAAUGACACGUAUUACCUGACACCAGAGCCGGUUGUGGCACCAAACAGCCCUAUUUGGUACUCCACUCAGCCAAUCACGAGCGAGCAACUGGAGCACAUGCUAACACGCAUCAUGAUGGUGCGGGAAAUCCAGGAGAUAAUCUCCAUUGCGCAGGCCAAUGUACACUGAGAGAAGAAGAGGGCCAACGAAAGAAAUCAAGAUGGAACGAGAGAAAACGGCUUUCUCCAGCCUGCCAUCAUCCUCUCCUUUCUCAAAGAGACUGAAUCAAGUUGCCUCUGCAGCCUCUCCUUAUAUUCGUUCAUGAUUAAAAGGAAAAGGUGAGGUCCAAGAGGGGUUUCAAUGAACUGGACAUACGUACGGGCCUUUUUUGUUUUAGAUACAGGAACCUAUUUCUGUUUGUUCGCCUAAUGACCAUUGAAACGUAUUUCCCUUGAUGUGUGCAUUUUCUCUUUCUGCCAUGUAUGUUACGCUCCAUAGUACCUCUUCCCUCUGUCCUCUCUGUUUAAUUUCUGAGCUGUAAGGAUCUGGUGGUUUUUUGAGACCACAGGCUAGACUGAAGUCAUUUUCGGCAGUGGACUGGAAUAUACUAUGUGAUUGUCAGGUGAAUUCACAUUUAAAAACAUUGGCUCAUCAAUCUGUAACGCCUAACACAACCCCCGCUCACCCUCAGGAGCUUGCAGUAGCAGAGUUCACGUACCUGAGGAGUGUAUUAUACAUGAAGACUUUUUGGUUCUGUUUUUAUUUUUUUUAUAUAUAUACAUGCAUCUAUGGUAACCUGAUAUGUAUUGAUAUUAUAGUGGUGCUGGAGAAUUGAAGCCUGUCUUUUCAAACAUGCUUUUUUGUACAGUGAA